Molecule: messenger RNA, 1326 nt
Organism: Lachancea meyersii CBS 8951
Lineage: Eukaryota; Fungi; Ascomycota; Saccharomycetes; Saccharomycetales; Saccharomycetaceae
Source: the annotation of a GenBank genome assembly
AUGCUUUUUCCUGGCCUCGAAGACUGCACCGCUUUCAACCAGAGGCCGGCUUUUUUGCAAAAACGAAGACAAUCUGGACCGAGCCUGAUGACACCACCGUCCACAAACGCAAGCAGCAGUGCUGCACAGCCGCCAAUGCAAGCAGAACUCUCGCAACAUGCGAACCAUGCAGCUGACGCUACGGAUAACAUGGAACCUUUAAUUAAUCUGUACUAUCCCAUGGCGACCGCUAGUUCUGAUAUCUACCCUUGGGACAGACCGUAUACCUCUCAUCUAUUCUCGUUCACCACAGAAUCGCCCAGUUCGCUGUACGAUGUGGACUUUUACGCUUCGGGGUUCGGCAGCCGGUCCGGGAGCAUUAACUAUGUUUCCGAUAGAAAAAGCGCCCCGACCUUACCCACGUAUCAUAGCGGCCCCCAGUGGCCGGCACAUGCAAAUCCUCACACAGCGUACGCUUCGGGAACAGAGAACAAUUCUAUGUCGUUUCAACAGGGCUCGCCCGAGUCCAGCACGUUAGGCAUCGUAUCGGCUGUGCACGGUUUCAUGGGGUCUGAGGACCCCAUAGAUUAUUACCAACACACCCCGAUAGCGUACCCUCAGCAUAAAAGUCACGGUUGCGAAACGGCAAACAGCGUACCGCUUUCAGAUAAUAGCGCUUUCCAGAUUUUUGACGAAAAUAUUGAAGCUUCUGGACACUUAACUGGUCAGCAUUAUGACCAAGAGGGGGAUUUUAUUGACGAGGAAGCGGAGAACAGUGAUGUAGAUCAUCGCAAUUCGAACUCUCUCCAGAGUGGCCAUUUUUCUUCUCACAAUUCUUCCUAUAGUGGAUUGGCCUCACAGAUGUCACAAGCUUUUUAUGCUGGUAGCAAUAACGGCGGCAUGGGCAACAACAGAAGGGUUUCGGACUCAAGACUCUCAGCGCAAGGGUUGGCCCAGGUUUUGAAUCUGGAUUCUGCAGAGGAAGCCCUGCGUCGAGAGCGCUUUAUUCUGGACAUUUUUGAGCGGGAACUUCACUACCCGUUGGGCUACAAAACAUGGGUUCGAGAUACUUCAAAAGAAUACCGUACGCAAUUGCUGGAUCAGUUGCAUCGGCGCGUUAUUCAAACAUACCCCGAGUACGACAAACCUGUGCUGGAAACUAUAAUAAGAAGAGCAACCUACUAUAUGAUGCAGAGUAGGCUUAGGAGGGAACGAAGGGCCAAGGCCAAACAGAAAAAGGAUCAGGACAGGACUAAUCGAGAUUCGAAAAACACAAGUCUUGACGAUAGUUUUGAAUCAGGAAAUGAACAUCAGGCCGACUUUUCAGCGCCCGCUUUCAUGAUGUGA